Messenger RNA from Lachnellula hyalina, 2592 nucleotides. RefSeq names its product Sexual differentiation process protein isp4. Lineage: Eukaryota; Fungi; Ascomycota; Leotiomycetes; Helotiales; Lachnaceae. Gene Ontology annotation, biological process: transmembrane transport. Gene Ontology annotation, molecular function: oligopeptide transmembrane transporter activity. The transcript is spliced from 8 exons. The record is from RefSeq and is a predicted model, not a curated record. Bases 1 to 2592 code for a protein of 863 amino acids.
AUGUCGGAAAAAGAAACCAGAGGGGACACCAUUGGUGAGAUACAGACAGGUGAUACUCUCAACGAGAAGACACCGGGCACCGGAUUCGAAUCUGUUCUCGAUAUCACCCAAGACCAAAUCGAGGCGGAUCUUAAUGUAACUGAGAAUGACUUGAUCAAUGCGAGAGAAAAUGCCAAGGAUUUGACCCUGGAGGAAACACGCCAGAUGAUGAAAAAAGUUUACGAUGUCCAUCUCAAAGACCCAAAUUUUCCCGUUGUGAUUGUCGACAAGAUCAAGGCCUUCCUUGAUAAUGAGGAUAUAUUCGAACACCCCCAGAACUACACUGAUCUCAUUUUUGAGAUGAAGGCAGAGGCGGCAUUGAUCACAGGUAACAGUCCUUAUGCAGAAGUACGCGCUGUUGUCAGCAAUACGGAUGACAUGACGAUGCCGUGCUCUACCAUCCGUGUCUGGGUCAUAGGACUUCUAUUUGUCGUCGCAUUGGCUUUCGUCAACCAGCUCUUCUCCAUUCGGCAACCUCAAAUAGUUGUUACUGCCAAUGUAGUGCAGCUGCUAUGCUUCCCCGUUGCAAAAGCUGCGGAAGCAAUCCUUCCUGACUGGGGCUUCACGAUUUUCGGUACCAGGCACAGCUUGAACCCUGGCAAGUUUUCACCCAAAGAACAUAUGCUGAUCACUAUUAUGGCAAGUGUUGGCUAUGACUAUCCAUACACGGACAACAUUAUCUGGUCACAAUAUCUUCCUCAGUACUUCAACCAGAGCUAUGCGGGUCAUUUCGGAUACCAAAUUUUGGUUGCACUUUCAACCAAUCUCAUCGGAUACGGCAUUGCUGGAGUGUGCAGAAGAUUCCUUGUCUAUCCAGCAUAUUGUGUUUGGCCCGCAUCCUUGGUCACCAUAGCUUUGAAUGAUGCUUUCCACACAGAUAAAAACAUUGCAGUACCGGGCCCUUUUAAGAGAAUAUUUACAAUUUCUCGACUCCGGUUUUUCCUGUACGCCUUCAUUGCCAUGUUCGUAUAUUUUUGGUUCCCCAACUACAUCUUCCAGGCCCUGAGUGUCUUUAAUUGGAUGACAUGGAUCGCCCCAAAUAAUGUAAAUCUUAAUAUUGUCACCGGCAUGGAAAACGGCCUUGGACUCAAUCCGUUCCCAACGUUUGACUGGAAUAUCAUGCUCUGGGAUACGCCGCCACAGGAUCCUCUUAUGGUGCCAUUCUUCAACACUUUCAGUAAAUUUAUAGGCGGAUUCUUCAGUUUCUUCGUCAUUUUAGGGAUCUGGUACAGCAACAGCUACUACACUGGUUAUCUUCCCAUCAAUUCCAAUAGGGUUUUUGAUCACUUUGGCAAGCUUUACAAUAUUUCUCACGCCAUUAAUGAGAAGGGGCUGUUUGAUGGCCCGAAAUACGAAGCAUACUCUCCAGCUUACUUGUCGGCCGGCUACGCAACUGUUUACUUAUUUUUCUUCGCAAUCUAUUCCUCGGUCAUCUCCUACACCUACUUGUAUCACCGGCAUGAAAUCGCCAUGGGCUUCCGCAAUCUUAUCAAUAGCUUCCGCAAGAAAGAGGACAGAAACAGCGACCAUGACUACACAGAUAUUCAUAAUCGACUGAUGGCUAAAUAUCCUGAAGUUCCUGAAUGGUGGUAUUUAUUAGCUCUUUGCUUUGCUAUUUGUCUUGGAUGUGCUGGCAUUGCCGGGUGGCAUACUUAUACUACCGUCGGCGUGGUAUUUUAUGGCAUUCUAUUGUGCCUCAUUUUUGUUGUUCCUGUCGGCAUCAUCAAAGCCAUCACCGGAAUAGAGAUAACCUUGAACGUUCUUGCGGAGUUUAUCGGCGGUUCGUGGGUUGCAGGCAAUGCCCUAGCUAUGAAUUACUUCAAGGCUUUCGGGUACGUAACCUGCGCCCACGCUCUCCGCUUCUCCAACGACCUCAAACUAGCCCACUACCUCAAAAUCCCACCCAAGCAAACCUUCUUCGCGCAAAUGAUCGCCACCGUUGUCUCCAGUCUUGUCUGUACCGGUGUCCUAAACUUCCAGAUGAAUUCCAUCGAAGACGUCUGCACAACUAACCAGAAAGACCACUACACAUGUCCAGGCAUCAAUCAAUUCUUCACCGCCGCCGUAUUGUGGGGAACUAUCGGGCCCAAGAAAGUAUUUGGAAAGGGCGGGCAAUAUACUGCGCUGCUGGCUGGCUUCCCCAUUGGGUUUGUACUUCCGUUUGUGGUGUACUAUGCACAGAAGAAAUUCCCGAGACAGACGUGGAUGAGACAAGUCCAUACUGUGGCGAUCCUGUAUGGAGCUAUUUCUUAUGCACCUUAUAACCUUGCUUAUCUGUGGCCCGGGGUGCCAAUUGGAUGGUGGAGUAUGGUGUAUAUGAAGAAGAGGUCCCUCGCCUUUUGGUCAAAGUACAACUAUGUUCUCUCUGCUGCAUUCUCCUCCGGCAUUGCUCUUUCCGCAGUUAUCAUUUUCUUUGCGUUGCAGUAUACAAAUACUAGCAUUACGUGGUGGGGUAACGAUGUUAGCUUUCAGGGCUGUGAGGAUACGCCUUGUGUGAAACAUCAUCUUGCGAGCGGUGAAUACUUUGGUCCAAGGAUUGGGAAUUUUCAUUGA